AGGGAUUUUGGGGAUCCAAACAGCUCCAGCAGCACCGGGGACCAGAAACUCCCAAUUCUGGGCAUCUCGUGGUCCUGGGGGACCGAUGAGCCCGACGCCGCCCUCUCCGGAGCCGUCCCGGCCGCGGCUCAGCGCACACAGCUCGGCCCGGCGCCCGAGGAGCAGCCGGCGUUCCCGCAGGCGCUGUUCCGCCCGCUGCCCGUGGCCGUGUCCUGGGGCACCGACCAAAGCACUUUAGAGCCGCGGCCCGGCCCCGGCCGCUCGCCGGGCAGCGCCGCCACCGCCCGAGGCGCGGACGAUGGCCACUGGCUCGGGCCACUGGACGGACACUGGCCCGAAGCCACCGGACGGCGGCCACCGGGUUGGGCCACCAGACAGCGGCCACUGGGCUGAGCCAGGGGACGGGCACCGGGCCGAGGCACCGGACUGGGCCGAGGCACCGGACGACGGGCACCAGGCCGAGCCACCGGACGAUGGCCACCGGCUCGGGCCAGCGGACGGCCACCGGACCGAGGCAGCGCCGUGCCCGGAGGAGAAGCACCCCCAGAAGGAACCAAAGCACCCGGAAGGGCUCGGGGCGUCCAGCGGCUGGAGUGGAUCUCCAGGAGCCCCAGCCCGUCCUUCCAGGACCCGCAGCCGGCACCGGACGCGCCCGGCUCGGCCUCGGGCCGGGAAGCGGCGCCGGCGUCGCGCAGAGCCAAAGCCAAAACCUCGGUGAGCGGCCGGAGGAGAUCGGAGCCGGACGCCGCGGCCGAGUGGACGCUGCCCAAGCUGGACGUGGUGGUGGCCAAGCAGUCGUGGACGGUGAACGCCGAGGACUCGGUGGAGCGGCUGCUGCCGGAGCCGGCCGAGGUGCGGCCGUACGUGUGCGGGGUGCUGCUGGAGGAGCCCCCCAAGGACGAGGAGCUGGGGCAGGAGGAGAACCCCCCGAGCGUGUUCACCUGCAUCGAGUGCAGCAUCUACUUCCGCCGCAAGGAGCACCUGCUGGAGCACAUGCUGCAGCACAACCGCAGCGCCGACGCGCCCGCCUGCCGCUUCUGCUGCGGCGAGUGCGGCUGGGCCUUCGCCGAGCCCGCGGCGCUGGAGCGGCACAGGAGGCUCCACCAGGAGUCCCGCGAGAAGAUCAUCGAGGAGAUCCAGAAGCUGAACGAGUUCCCCGAUGAGGGACGCGAGGCGCGGCUGCAGUGCCCCAAGUGCGUUUUCGGCACCAACUCCUCCAAGAUCUUCGUGCAGCACGCCAAGAUGCACGUCAAGGAGAGGAAGGAGAGUGCCUCAAGGAGCUCCAGCCUCUUCGGGGACGCCGCCGGGCACGGCCUCUACAAACCCUUCCAAACCGAGGAGCUGCCGGCGGCGCCGCCACCCGGCAAAGCGCCGAGCGCCUGCGUGCUCUGCGGCUUCCCGGCGCCCACCGAGCACAUCCUCAGGGAGCACCUGAGGUACGCCCACUCCCACUUCUCCUGGCAGCCCGAGAGCUUCGAGGAGGACCCCAACCAGCCCGGCACCUCCCGCGGCUCCUACAGCCCCGGCCGGCCCGGCCGCUUCGCCGACGCCGAGGCUUUCGGCAAAAGCGAGAGGAGCUUCUCGGAGCGGCUCCUCCCGGGAGGUUCUUCCAUCUAUGACCCCACGCCGCCCGCCUUCGGUCACCCCAGGCCGGACAAGAGCGACCAAGGGGCCACCAAGAAGGAGCCGCACGGGUUCCACCACGCCAGGAAGGCGGCGCCGUAUUCCCACCAAAGCUCGGCCUUGGCCGCGUUCUCCUCGCCCAAAGGCUUCUCGCACUCGGCGCUGCAGCAGCUGAGGAAGAGAGCGGCCACCCAGCAGCUGGAGGGGGACGGGGACAACCUCCGCGGCCACCACGCGGCGCUGGAGGAGCUGCGGCACAGGUGGGCGGCGGAGGAGAUGGAGCUGGGCCACAGCAGGGCCACCAGCGGCGCCGUCACCGUCCCUCGGGCCGCGCUGGAGCUCAAGAGAACCUUCAGGGCCACCCUGAGGGCCACGGACCCGGCGGUGGCCUCGGAGGAGCAGCGGCAGCAGCUGAGGAUGACGGUGCCCGUGGUGGUCCUGGAGGAGAUGAGCGCCCACCCCAGGGCGGCCAAGAGGCCGCGGGGGAAGCCCCUCAAGAAGAAGCUUCUCCCGCCGCGGGGGGAGUUCCUGCUGGAGGAACCUCCUCUCCCCUUGGACGUUCUGCUGCUGGACGCCCCUCUGGAGGGUCCCCUGGAGCUGGAGGAGCUGCUGGACUCGGAGGCCACCAUGCUGAAGAACGAGGAGAGGAAGUGUCCCUACUGCCCCGACCGCUUCCACAACGGCAUCGGCCUGGCCAACCACGUGCGCGGCCACCUCAACCGCGUCGGCGUCAGCUACAACGUGCGGCACUUCAUCUCCGCCGAGGAGGUCAAGGCCAUCGAGCAGAAGUUCUCCUUCCAGAAGAAGAAGAAAAAAGGUAUGGCCAACUUCGACCCGGGCACGUUCAGCCUGAUGCGCUGCGAGUUCUGCGGGGCGGGGUUCGACACGAGGGCGGGGCUGUCGAGCCACGCCCGCGCCCACCUGCGCGACUUCGGCAUCACCAACUGGGAGCUCACCGUGUCCCCCAUCCACAUCCUCAAAGAGCUCCUGGCCACCGCCCCCGAGCACCCGGCGCUGCUGCGCGCCAUGGGGCCCUCGCCGGGCCGGGACCUCCACCGGGACCUCCACCGGGAAUCCGUUUGGGGUUUGGGAUUUUGGGAUCAGCCGAAAUCGGCGCCGUUCCCGCCGCCCUGGGGGGACGAGGUCCUGCAGCCCUGCAGGGACGUUCUGGCUCCUGACGAGGACGACUUGGUGGCCAUGGAGGUGACGUCCCCUCCCCCCAUCGCCAAGAAAUCCUCGAGCUCGGCGCUGGAGCCGCCGCCGCCGCCGCGCCUGGGGACCAAGCUGAGCCCGGAGCCGCCCGGCAGCAAAGCCGAGCCCCAGGACGCCAAAGCCUCCAGCCUGACCACGUGCGAGGUGUGCGGCGCCUGCUUCGAGACGCGCAAGGGGCUCUCCAGCCACGCCCGCUCCCACCUGCGCCAGCUGGGCGUGGCCGAACCGGAGAGGCGCGGGGGCUCCAUCGACCUCCUGUAACGAGCUGGUGCCCACAAGCCUAAGGCCGAGCCCCCCGCUGGCCAAGAAACCCCAUGGGCGCCUCCCGAAAAGGAGCCGGCGGCGCCGCGGCCGCCGCUGCUGCUGCUGCCCAAGCCCGAGGGCUCCCUCAACAAGGCCAUCAAGUCCCCGCCGGGCUUUGCCAAAGCCCUGGGCCGGCCGGGCUCGCCCGCGCUCCGGAAGGUUCCGCCGCCGCUGCCGGGAUCGCCCAAGGGCGGCGAGGAGAAGGGGGCGAAGCUGGCGCUGAGCCCGCUGCCCGCCGAGGCCAAGUGGGCGCCCGACGAGGACGGGCCGCUCAACCUCACCUCGGGCUCGGAGCCGUGCCGCGACAUCCGCUGCGAGUUCUGCGGGGAGUUCUUUGAGAACCGCAAGGGGCUCUCGAGCCACGCGCGCUCCCACCUGCGCCAGAUGGGCGUCACCGAGUGGUACGUGAACGGCUCGCCCAUCGACACGCUGCGGGAAAUCCUCACCCGCCGCCGCUCGGGCCACCCCAAGCCCUUGGCCAAGAGCCUGCUGGGCGGGCUGGCCCCGCUGGAGCCGCCUCGGGCGCCCCCCGAGCUCCACCUGCCCCCGGGGCUGGGCAAGAAGGUCCCGGCGCCGCUGAGCCCCCCGGGGCCGGCCCCCGGCGCCGCCUCCCCACCGCCGCCCACGGCCAGGAAAAUGUUCCCGGGGCUCUCGGCGCCGUCCCUGCAGAAGAAACUGAAGCAGGACCAGCUCAGGGUGGAGAUCAAGCGCGAGCUGAUGGCCGGGGCAGGAGGAGGAGGAGGAGGUGGGAUCCAUCCCGGAGAGGCGCCGGCGCCGCCGGACCCGGCCUGGGCAGCGCACGAGGAGAUGGCGCCGCUCAACCUCUCCUCCCGGGCGGACCCGGUGCGCGACAUCCGCUGCGAGUUCUGCGGGGAGUUCUUUGAGAACCGCAAGGGGCUCUCGAGCCACGCGCGCUCCCACCUGCGCCAGAUGGGCGUCACCGAGUGGUCGGUGAACGGCUCGCCCAUCGACACGCUGCGCGAGAUCCUCAGGAAGAAAUCCAAGCCCUGCCUCAUCAAGAAGGAGCCGCCGGCGCCGCCGGGGCUGGAGCCGGGCGCGGGGCUGUGCGACGAGGAGCCCAAAGCGCCGCCGGGGCCGGCUCCGGGCAAGGCGCUGCCCCCGGGGCUGGCCCUGGGCAAGCCGGGCUCGGGGCUGGCGCUGGCGCCGCUGGGCUCCAAGAACGCCCCCGGCGCCUUCCUGGCUGCCAAGAGACCCCUGGGGGACACCGAGAGGCUGGGCGGGCACGGCGAGGCCAAGCACAAAGGCUUCGAGCUGGGCUUCAAGGCCAAGGCCCUGCACGACAAGGCCUCAGCAGAAGCGUGCUGCGAGCUGUGCGGGCUGUACUUUGAGAACAGGAAGGCGCUGGCCAGCCACGCCCGGGCACUGCCCCAGCAGGCGCGUGCUGCGAAGCGCUGCGGGCUGUACUUUGAGAACAGGAAGGUGCUGGCCAGCCACGCCCGGGCACUGCCCGCGCCCCAUUUUCUCAGCAGAGCGUGCGAGCGCUGCGGGCUGUACUUUGAGAACAGGAAGGCGCUGGCCAGCCACGCCCGGGCGCACCUGCGGCAGUUUGGCGUCACCGAAAGCUGCCCCCGAAAGCCCGAGAGUUCCCGCGCGAAGCUUCCGGAGCCCGGCCGCCGCGCGGCCGGCGUCCCCGUGCCCGCCCUGGUGCCGCGCCCGCCCCAGACCUCGCUCGUCAAGUUCGUGGGCAACAUCUACACCCUCAAGUGCAGGUUCUGCGAGGUGCAGUUCCAGGGCCCGCUGUCCAUCCAGGAGCAGUGGCUGCGGCACCUGCAGCGCCACAUCCUCGCCAUGAACUUCUCGUCGGCCGAGCAGCGCGCCAGGCGCCCCGAGCCCCGGCUGCCCGGCGCCCCCUGA
This is a messenger RNA of Camarhynchus parvulus, 5013 nucleotides long. Its product is annotated as protein Wiz-like. Gene Ontology annotation, biological process: regulation of transcription by RNA polymerase II. The record is from RefSeq and is a predicted model, not a curated record. Gene Ontology annotation, molecular function: RNA polymerase II cis-regulatory region sequence-specific DNA binding; DNA-binding transcription factor activity, RNA polymerase II-specific. Gene Ontology annotation, cellular component: nucleus. Lineage: Eukaryota; Metazoa; Chordata; Aves; Passeriformes; Thraupidae.